ACAUCUCCAACAGAACAAUUCUUCUCAACACGAAAUCUACUCGACUGUACCGCGCUGUCUCUCAGGAGCCAAUCGUAAUUUUUCACUUACAACAAAGUCAGCCGUGUUUGUAAGAAUUACUCACCGAAAGAUAUAAUGACAGUCGUCAGCACGAAUGACAGCAACGAGAUUUCCUUCUUUAAAAGAAGUGAAUGGAUUAAAGCCUAUGCCAUAUCAAAAGGAGCAAAUUCGUCAAUCUAUAAUUCCUUCCUCAAUAUAGGAAGUCCUUCAACUUGGAAUGUGGACAAAUGCAGUGGUAUCUAUCGUCCGAAUUUCUUCCGACAUCCAAUACUUGAUAUCUGGAACCAUCUUCCAAUUGAACAGGUAAAACUUGUGCUAUACAAAAACCACGCAGAUAUUGUAACGAUGGUGUUUGAUGGCCGUAAUACAACCCUUCAAAGCUGGUUCUCACUCAACAAUCUGAAAAGUUCUCCAUGGACUGACCUGAUACCAGAGAACAACCAUUAUUUCUCAGUGGCUGGAGUUGAAAACCUACGCCGUUUCUAUGUAGCACAGGCUCGUGGUGGCUGUUUGACACACCGUGGUUGGUUGGCAAUGAUGGACGGUUUCCAUGGAUGUGGUUGGGAGCAAUCAGACCAUUAUCCUACAAUCCUCUACUCUGAAACGAAAUUGAGUACGAUGUGGCACGACGCUGCUGCUACUACUAAAGUUCCUUUGUUUUUCUCAGAAUUAAUGAUAACUAUGGUGAAUUAUAUUCCAACCACUAUAACACACUUUUUUUCAUAUUUCCGUCAGUAUGCUUCGCAUUAUGUUGUCCAAAAAUUGUACUCCCACUUUUAA
This is a messenger RNA of Octopus sinensis (East Asian common octopus), 840 nucleotides long. RefSeq lists its product as uncharacterized. The transcript is spliced from 5 exons. Bases 136 to 840 code for a protein of 234 amino acids. The record is from RefSeq and is a predicted model, not a curated record. Lineage: Eukaryota; Metazoa; Mollusca; Cephalopoda; Octopoda; Octopodidae.